Molecule: messenger RNA, 1461 nt
Organism: Suillus clintonianus
Lineage: Eukaryota; Fungi; Basidiomycota; Agaricomycetes; Boletales; Suillaceae
Product: MFS general substrate transporter
Exons: 10
Coding region: 1-1461 (486 amino acids)
Biological process (GO): transmembrane transport
Cellular component (GO): membrane
Molecular function (GO): transmembrane transporter activity
Source: RefSeq, a predicted model, not a curated record
AUGUCAGUUGGCCAUCCAGACGCUCCGUCGAUCCCACACACAGAGUCAAAGGAGCAUGUAGACUACGAAGAACUCGAUUUCGAGACAGAAUUCGGAGGUCUGGAGGCACGAAACAAGCUGGAGCGCAGACUCUUAUGGAAACUUGACUUGCGCAUGUCAAUCCUGGUUGUGAUAUACAUCCUCAAUUUUAUCGAUAGAACUAAUGUUAGUACGGUGCGCUCAGGGCUCACCACCGACCUUCAUCUCGAAGGUCAACAAUAUGCAACGCUCCUGUCUAUUCUCCUUGUCGGAUAUAUCAUCGUGCAGGUCCCCUCCAACAUGUUUCUCAAUUAUAUUGGCAAGCCAUCGCUAUAUCUGCCUGCUUGUAUGGUAAUCUGGGGAGUCAUAUCGGCUCUGACUGGGAUUACUACAAACUUUACCGGAGUGCUUCUAACACGAUUCUUUCUUGGCUUCGUAGAAUCGGCAUUUUUCCCCGGUGCUGUAUUCUUGAUUUCGAAGUGGUACAAGAGAAACGAGAUAGGUCUCAGAUUGACUAUCCUCUAUUGCGGAAACGUCAUUAGCAAUGCCUUCGGAGCUCUCAUUGCAUCAGGCAUUCUUGCUGGCAUGAACGGCGUCCGAGGAAAAGCCGCAUGGAGGUGGCUUUUCUUCAUCGAAGGAUCUCUGACCGUCUCCGUUGCCAUAGUUGCUGUCUUUAUUUUGCCGGACUUUCCGACAACGACAAAGUGGCUUUCUGCUGACGAGCGUCGGCUUGCAUUGAAGCGUAUGGAGGAGGAUGCUGGCGUCGGGGACCAGUCAGAAACUGAGGCCGGUGGCCGUGGUCACGGCUUUUACCUAGCCAUCACCGACUGGAAGGUGUGGUGGUUCGCAGUGCUAUCGAAUGCUCAGGUGAUAGCAUUGACUUUCACCGCCUACUUCCCCACUCUUAGUGCGACACUUGGGUACAAUCCAACGGUGUCGCUGCUCCUUGUUGCGCCUCCCUUCCUGUUUGCGGCCAUUGUCGCAUUCACACUGUCCAGGCACUCUGAUCGAGUGCAGGAACGGUUCUAUCACAUGAGCGUAUCAAACACCGUUGGUAUAGUUGGGUUCAUUAUUGCGAUGUCCACCAUGAACACUGCUGCCCGAUACGUGUCUCUUUUCCUCAUGGCGCAAUCCUAUGCAGCGAUUAUGUUGCUACUCGCGUGGAUUAGUAACUCAUUUGCUCGACCGCCGUCAAAGCGUGCGGUAUGUUUUGCGCUCAUCAAUGCACUUCAGCAACUCGGAGGCAUUGCAGGGUCGUAUGCCUGGCCAUUGAAUUGGGGCCCUACCUACCGAUACUCGUAUGGCAUUUGCCUUGCUGCGAGCUGUACCACAAUUAUUAUGAGUUGGGUUUUCAGACAGCAUCUGAAGACAUUGAACAAGAAGCUGGAGCAAGAAGAGCAGGAGAAAGGGAUCACAGAAAAGGGAUUCCGCUACGUUCUGUGA